AUAAGGGCAGUGUCCGACUGUGCGAACAAGCCAUUCUAAAUCGCUUCUCAGUCUUAAAACUCAGAAAUGUCCUCCAAAUUCCUUUUCACCAGUGAAUCUGUGUCCGAGGGGCAUCCAGACAAAAUGUGCGAUCAAAUUUCUGACGCCGUUCUCGAUGCUCAUCUUAAGCAAGAUCCAAAUGCAAAGGUUGCUUGCGAGACCGUAACAAAAACUGGUAUGGUUAUGCUCUGCGGAGAAAUUACCUCCAAGGCUGUUGUUGACUAUCAAGUUCUCGUCCGUCGUGUCAUCGAAAAGAUUGGAUUCACCGACUCCAGCAUUGGAUUCGACCACAAGACCUGCAACGUGCUUGUUGCUCUUGAGCAACAAUCUCCAGAAAUUGCUGCCGGAGUUCACGUCAACAAGGACGGAGAAGAUGUCGGAGCAGGAGAUCAAGGAAUCAUGUUCGGAUAUGCAACCGACGAGACCGAAGAGACCAUGCCAUUGACUCUCAUUCUUUCCCACAAGAUCAACGCUGAGCUUCACAAGCUCCGCCGUAACGGAACUCUUCCAUGGGUCCGCCCAGACUCCAAGUCUCAAGUCACCAUUGAGUACGAGUCCCGCCACGGAGCAACCAUUCCACUCCGCGUUCACACUGUUGUGGUCUCUACCCAACACUCUCCAGAUGUUACUCUUGAGAAACUCCGCGAGACCAUCCUCGCUGAUGUUAUCAAGAAGGUCAUCCCAGCUUCUCUUUUGGACGAGUCUACUGUCUUCCACAUCAACCCAUGCGGAACCUUCAUCGUUGGAGGACCAAUGGGAGACGCAGGAGUCACCGGACGUAAGAUCAUCGUCGACACCUACGGAGGAUGGGGAGCUCACGGAGGAGGUGCUUUCUCUGGAAAGGACCCAACCAAGGUCGAUCGCUCUGCUGCCUACGCUGCCCGUUGGGUAGCCACCUCAUUGGUCAAGGCUGGACUUGCUAAGCGCGUCCUCGUCCAACUUUCCUACGCUAUUGGAAUCGCCAAGCCAAUCUCAGUUUUGGUCUAUGCUUUCGGAACUUCCCCACUCACCGACGAAGAGCUUCACCAGAUCGUCGAAGACUCCUUCGAUCUUACCCCAGGAAAAAUUAUCAAGGAGCUCGACCUCAAGAGACCAAUCUACGAGAAGACCGCCGAGAACGGUCACUUCGGUCACUCUGAGUUCCCAUGGGAGCAGCCAAAAGCUCUCAAGAUUUCUCCAGCACUUCUCGAGAAGGCCAAGGGAAACCCAAUCCCAGCCACAUCUGCUAUCGCUCACUAAUUUUUUUGCCUCGAGCGAGAAUCCGAACUUUAUGAAUGCAUUCACUUUGUUUCUUAAUCUAUCACGUCUAAAAUAACUCGAUGGCUACGUGACAAAUGCAAUAUUUUCUUCUUUCAAUUUUAACACAGACAUAGUUCACUUUCCCAUCGAUAAGAUCAUAUUAUGCUCUCUGUUACACCUGAAGACUCAUGUUUUUUUGCUUUUCUGUACAAAAUGUUAACCGUUUGGAUGAAUAAACCGGCAACGACAAAA
Messenger RNA from Caenorhabditis elegans, 1530 nucleotides. It is a transcript of the gene sams-1, whose product is annotated as putative S-adenosylmethionine synthase 1. The record is from RefSeq and is marked reviewed. Gene Ontology annotation, molecular function: ATP binding; methionine adenosyltransferase activity. NCBI's taxonomy places the organism in Eukaryota, Metazoa, Nematoda, Chromadorea, Rhabditida, Rhabditidae. Gene Ontology annotation, biological process: S-adenosylmethionine biosynthetic process. Bases 67 to 1278 code for a protein of 403 amino acids. The transcript has 5 exons.